Molecule: messenger RNA, 266 nt
Organism: Pyricularia grisea
Lineage: Eukaryota; Fungi; Ascomycota; Sordariomycetes; Magnaporthales; Pyriculariaceae
Exons: 2
Coding region: 8-127 (39 amino acids)
Source: RefSeq, a predicted model, not a curated record
AAAAACUAUGACCAUAAAAGGAAGAGACUCCACAGUCAUUGUUGUUUGUCAAAGUCCAUCGUCAAAACGUAAUAAUUGGGGGCCUUGGCAUUGGUCGAUAAGGGUUCGGGGUGAGGAGCAACAUUGAUAUGGCGACUGAUUUAUGAGCUUAUGGUGCCUCGAAUAUUGGUACAUUUAAAAGUUAUCAAACGUAUGAUUGCAAUGCUGUAAGAGUUUGUUAUAUCAGCCGAGGCCAAUUAGUAUUGGGGUAUACGUUCUAAGUAUAU